Molecule: messenger RNA, 1169 nt
Organism: Linum trigynum
Lineage: Eukaryota; Viridiplantae; Streptophyta; Magnoliopsida; Malpighiales; Linaceae
Source: the annotation of a GenBank genome assembly
UUACAACUCUUCUAUCCCAAACAAUCUUCUAGCAAAACCUCUUUGCCCUAGGCUUUAUCUUCAUAGUGACUCAUUGCCAGAUCUAUGGGUGUAAUUCAAGUACAAACGCCUACCUUUAAAUUUCUGCUACUACUGAGGAUGCAUAGGUCACUCAAAGGUGGUAUGCAAGCACUAAGAGCAGAGAGUGAAGGGUAGAUACAUCGACUAGACUCGGGCAGGCUAGCACUCCAUGUCGUCGCCCCUUUCCAGCUCCCAGAAGAGUACCCCUGGCACAGUUGAAAGCAAGACGAGAGAUAACUUCUCCAUGAAGAUCCUUCAAUCGGCCAGUUGCUGGACAGAAGGCUCUUCGGUGGCCGGGGUUCCCAAGGAAGAGAGAGAAGCGAAUGUUGGUGUUAGCAAAAGUAACCUAGUGCAUGUGACAACAACAGUUAAGAGGAAUGCAAACAAGAAGGAGAGCAACGGUCCUCCUCCUGGUUUUGGGACACCUAGAGCUACUUUGGGGGGACAAUUCCAACCGAUGAAGGAGGCAACAUGCUUCUCUCCAUACAAGCCAAGACAGCUUUUUAAGGGACAUGAAAGUAGGGAUGAAGAAGAAGGCCAAGAGAAUGAAGAAUAUGCUGCAUGGAAGGAAGCCAUCACAUGGGGUCCAAACCCUCUUGGCCCAUUGCUGCCUCUCUACAACCCUUUGUUGGGCCAACAAGCUUUCUACUCGAGCUCAAAAUACUUAAACAUGCUGCAAGAGAACAUGUCUACUAACCAAGCCCAUUCUCCCUACCUGAUAUGGAAUAACAAUCAAAUUGGGGCCCAAUAUCUCAGCACCUAGGACCUAAGAAGUGUUCAACCCAGAAAGAAGCUAAAAGUUUCUAGUAGGAGGAAGACGAGAAUUCACAUUCAGGAGCAGACUCACUUGAAGCCAUGGGAGAAGAAAAGGAAAUCCUGAAGACUGCACAGGUGCAAGUGGCUCAACAAAAGCCACACGGAGAGCCAUGGCUAUAAUAUGAUGGAACUAUCGUGGUAUCGGCUUUCGACAUGACUAUCAAUUAUCUGAGGAGUAUUCAUAGGUCCUAUAGACCAAUGAUCACAUUUUUUAUGGAGACUAAGCAACUAGACAAUUAUAUGGAAAUUGUAAGGAGGAGGGCCAAAUUUUUAAACAAAUGAAAAUGAUACAU